UUCACUUUCCAGACUAUAUUCUUAAUGUAAUUCAUCACUUCAAUUCAAGAAUAUUUCACGAUAAUCACCAGUGGUGAAUUCUAUUGUCGCGCCAUCACCAUGUCUCGUGCUGCCUCAGUGCACACUCCAGGAACAACGAAUCCCUUCACAACUCCGAAUUUAUUGAGUCGAGCACCAUCGGUUGACGGGCACACGUCGAGCGGUCGACAAUCAUCGUACUUCCCUUCUUCGGGAGCAAAUGGAGUAUACCCGGCGCGACGAAGGAAAUUCAAAAGUGCUCGACUAGUAGCUGGAGAGUACGACGAAAAGCCAUGGGCAGAUAGCAAGCACCCGAAACUGAAAUGGGAGAGAGCGAUCUUUUACGGAUCGGUGGGCAUCGGCGUCGUGAUUGGUGCAGUAAUCUGCUACUUCGCAUACGCCUCUGUGACAAACCACGAAUAUUGUUUAAUAUUAGAAGAUAAUUUUGCUUCCAUUGAUAAGAAUACCUGGAGCUACGAAAUACAGAGAGGUGGAUUUGGAAGUGGAAGUUUUGAAUGGACUACAGAGGAUCCCAAGAAUGCCUACACGGAUGCGGAGGGUCUUCAUAUCGUACCGACCUUGACCAUCGAAAGCACCGACAUCACGAAGGAGCAACUGAUUGACAACUUCGUGCUCAAUCUGACCACUUCUGGUGAAUGCACUACUACGGGGAUUGACAAUUGCUCCAUUAGGAGUAACAAGACUGCCGGGACUAUAGUCAACCCUGUUCGAAGUGCACGUCUAUCCACCAAGGGAAAGAAGCAGAUCACAUAUGGAAAGGUUGAAGUGGUCGCAAAGAUGCCGCGCGGAGAUUGGCUCUGGCCUGCCAUUUGGAUGAUGCCUUCGGAGGACAAAUACGGAAUCUGGCCGAAGAGCGGAGAAAUUGAUAUUGCCGAGAGUAGAGGUAACAAUGGUGAUGAUUACACCAGUGGAGGGAGAGAUUCAUUGAUCAGUGCCCUGCACUGGGGGCCGCUUUCCGAAGCCGAUGCGUUCUGGAAGACCUCGGGACAGCACCGAAUUCGAAGAACAGACUAUUCAGAAGCUUACCAUACAUUCGGUCUUGAGUGGAGCGAAAACUAUCUCUACACCUACAUUGAUAGCAGACUACUUCAAGUCUUUUUCAUUCGAUUCAACUCGAAAUACCGCAACAUGUGGGAUCGCGGCGAGUUCGGUAAAGCGCUUGUCAAUCACUCUGCGCUGUACGAUCCAUGGUCCCAGACUGGCAAGCCAAACACACCUUUCGAUCAGGACUUCUACCUCAUCCUCAAUGUUGCUGUAGGCAGCACCAAUGGAUUCUUCCCUGACGGUGUUGGCAACAAGCCUUGGGGUGAUCAGUCCCCGACGGCCAUGAAAGAGUUUUGGGACGGACAGGGCGCCUGGUACCCUACCUGGGGCGAGGGAGAUACGCGGGGCCUCACAGUGAAGAGCGUCAAGAUGUGGCGCCAGGGUGCAUGUUGAUUGAAUUCGAAUGCAUAGAUGAUGAUUCACGAACAGACUGUACAUAGUUUU
Messenger RNA from Aaosphaeria arxii CBS 175.79, 1527 nucleotides. RefSeq names its product glycoside hydrolase family 16 protein. The coding region runs from base 100 to 1476 and encodes 458 amino acids. NCBI's taxonomy places the organism in Eukaryota, Fungi, Ascomycota, Dothideomycetes, Pleosporales. The record is from RefSeq and is a predicted model, not a curated record. The transcript is spliced from 7 exons. Gene Ontology annotation, biological process: carbohydrate metabolic process. Gene Ontology annotation, molecular function: hydrolase activity, hydrolyzing O-glycosyl compounds.